ACAGUAAUACACAGAGCGCAGCAGCAGCAGCAGUAACAGCAGUGAGUAGCGCGCACCGACGAAGCGAUUCAAAUUUCUUCCGACACACAAAACCGCAUUUUCUCUUUCGGCUGAGUCCUCAGCGAGAGCGCAUUUGGAUUUUCUGGUGAAGCGAGCAAGUGAAGCGCGCGCGCGCACACACACACUACACUCACACAUAUCGUACACAUUCUCUCAGUGUGCUGUACUUCUCUCUUCGGUGUCGCGUCUCUGUGCGGGUUCGCCUGUGUUUCGUUUCGUUUGUUCGUUCAUUCGUUAUUUUCGUUUUUGCUCAUUGUGAAGAAAAAAAAAGAAAGAAAUGAAAAACAGUGUUUCAAGCAUUUCGGUGUAUUAGCAUAUAUAUAAAAUCAGUUGCAUCAUAGCCCUAAGACUUCAGUCGAAUAAAAGUUUUACGCCUGCUCACAUCUGAGAAAGAGCUGAUAUAUUACAUUGAUAUACAUAUGAUACGAGCGCAUACUGUUUUUUUUGAACAUAUUUACAACAGUUUUUUUUUUAAUUUUUCCGCCGUUUCGUUGUGUUUCGUUGGCCUCUUGCUGGAUUUUUGGCUAUUUUUCCGUGUGUCUUACCAUUUUCGGGUGUUUCUUUUAUUUGCUUCUUUUCUUCUUUUAUUUGCAAAUUGAAACAGAAUUUGCGGAAAAUUUAAUAAAAUGUGUUGAUGGGAAAUGAAAAAUGUCUGAAAGUGAAUUUUCGAAUUAAAAAAAAAAUAACAAAACCAACAACGAAAAAUCGAAUAAAACAAUUAAAUCGAAAUCAAUUCCAUCAUCCAAAGUGUAAUUGAAUAAAGGGAUUUUAUUGCGACAAAAAAAAAGAAGAUCAAUCAGAAAACAAAAACAAUAAGUCAACGACGAAAACAUUUUGACGACGAAUGACAAACCGAAACCGAGUGCAUUUCUAUUUUCAUUCAAAUCACUGAUUCAACGGUGGAUUAUUUUUGCAACACAAAGGAUUAAAACUUGACUAGAAAAUUAUUGAAGUGUUUGUUGUUGUUGUUAUUUUGUUACUGUAACGAAAGAAAAAUACUUACGAAGUAAAAUUGAUUGAUUGCAAUCAGCGAAUGAAAAUAAAAAGCAGUAAUCAAGAAGAGAAAAAUAGAGGCACCGAGUCAAGUGGUUGACUUUGUGAAGUUUGCAACAAAAGAAGAAAGAAAAAAGAGCAAAAAAGAAACAAAUCAAUAACAUCGAAAAAAGGAUUUAAUUCGACGGAAAGUGAAUUUAACGGUGUCAGGCUGAGAAUAAAAAGUGAGAGACCUUCCAAAUUUGCGGAAGGUGAUUUAAAAGAGUAGAAAAAAAACGAAGAGAAUUUAUCGAAUAAAAAAAGAGAAAUAAAACGAGAAAGAAACGAAAUAUAGAACACACACAUCGAAAAUUAAUCAAGUGCCUGCGUAUCUCCGUUCGAAUUCAAAUUAUGCCGUCUGUGUGUCGGCUGUGAUUUGUUGUUGUUGAAGUGCAGCUAUGGAAUCACCUCAAAUGUAUGAUAGUCCGCAACAGCAAGCAAUAAACCAAAUGGAUAUUAAAAAAAUGGCCACAAACAACAAUAACGGUGCAUCGGUGAAUGGUAAUGGUGGCAAUGGUGGUGGUGCACAAAAUCAAGCCAAUCAAAAUACAAACCAAACGGCCGGCACGCUCAACCAUAAUGGUCUGAUUGUGAACAAGCAACAAGGACAAUUGCAUUUGCAACAGGCCACCAACAACAAUAAUAAUAAUAACAAUACAAAUAAUAACAAUAAUAAUAAUAAUAAUAAUGUGCUGCUACAGAAGCAAAUACUACAGCAUUAUUCCGCACAAAGUGAUCUCGAAGAGUUGACGUCUCAGGAAAUUAGCUUAGAUCUUCAACAUUUAAUUGAUGAUCAAUUUCGAGAUCAAGAGGGUUUGGGCAUCUUCUCCGAUCUGGUACCAAAUACACAGAAUAACAACAACAACAAUAAUAGUGGCACACAUGCGAAUGCAAAUCAGAAUGGUUCGACGGCGGCGGCCAAAGUGUUACAAUUACAACAGCAACAGCAACGGAUGAACCAGCAAGUCUAUCCACGUGCAGCUCUCGCAUAUAUGCCACAGGCGGUACACACUGGAGCCACAUAUGCUAACAAUUCAAGCGAUGAAAACAGUUCCAUUGGUUCUGAUGCGACCAAUAUCAAAGAAGAAUUGAAUGAACAAAACUCACACAUGAAUUAUACUUGCUCGUCCUUACAGGAGCCAGUUGAGCCGCAGGAAUAUCGUCGAUUAGCGGCCGCGGCUGCCGUUGCCGUAAACGGUGGCCAAUUCAUUGGGGUGGGCAAUCAAAAUGUGGCCGUUGGCAGCGGUGGUGCCGGUUUAUAUCAAAUACCACCGAAUUAUGCAUCAAACGGCAGCGGCAACACAUUCACCACAUUGUCAACGCCGACGCUGCAUCAUCAAGGACUGCCGCAUUUACCAGGUAAUCAUUUGGCCAAUUUGAAGCACAAACAAAUGAUGAACCAACGCAAACAGAACGGUAAGCAUGUUGAUAAGGGCACCGAUGAAUACCGUCGACGGCGCGAACGCAACAACAUUGCCGUGCGAAAAAGUCGCGAAAAGGCAAAAGUUCGUUCACGCGAAGUGGAAGAAAAGGUGAAAACACUGAUCAAAGAAAAAGAUGCAUUGAUAAGACGUCUCGAAGAAAUGACCAACGAAAUCCAGUUGCACAAACAAUUGUACGUCCACUUAAUGAAUCACAACAAUCCAGAAGUAAAUAAUAUCUGUCGUAAUGUAUUAAGCUUAGUUAGUAACGAUCAUGGCAUGUGAGCGAGCGAACGAACGAACGAACGAUCGAUCGUACGUACGAAAGAACGAACGGUCGGUCGGUCGGUCGGGGCGUGCGAGUGAAAUAGACGACGUAUGCAAUAGCGUAAGGAGUGAAUGAGUGAGCGCAAGAUCGAUACAUAUAAACAUAUAGAAAAUACCUAUGAAAAUGAAACGAGUAGAAAAAGCAAAAAAAAAAAUAAUUCUUAUGAAAAAUAACAAAUAAAAUCAAGUAAAUCGCAUUAAAUUAAGCAGAAUAAAAAAGAACCGACCGAGUAAAGACAGUAAACAACAUGCGCCGCGCGCGAAAGUAAAAUUGGAUUCAAAAAUAUAUAAAUUGUAUAUAGAGGCACAUACAGAAUGAAAAUAACAAAGACAAUGGCAAUGGCAUAGGCUAUACUGGUACCGUGAACACCACUGCAACACCGAACUCGACUUUUCGCACCGCAGUUUUGUCAACAAUUACACACGCGCACACACAGUUCUCAAUCCAAAGAACCAUAGGUUCAUACCAGUGGCGAAAGUGCCAGGACACAAAUAAAAUCGACACACAAGGAACCGAUUUGCUCAAUUAUUUUCAUCGUACACACUUUCUAUCUAUUCCACUCACUGGCACUCCAUGCUUGUAUAUGGAUACUGAUUAAUUCUUUUUUCGGUUUUCUUUUAUUGUCAUUCUUGUUAUCGACUCGAAAUAGCCACAACCAGUCUAGCAAAAUUUGAACAACGACUGAAUUGUCGAGCCCUUUUUUAAUAUCACACACACACACUUGCCAAAGACUUUGUUCAACGAUCAAUCAAUUUUAGUAUCAAAUCAUUGCUAUGACAUGUUGACUUACGCACACACACACAAAUCAUUCCCAUUCUCCAUCCGAAUUGGGCGAACGAUUUCCGAUUGCUUUCCAUCACCAAACUCAUUUACACAUCUAAAUUUUCAGUUAAUUAUGGGCUAGACUGCAAAUUUACGUAUUUUCAUUUUGGUUUAAGCUAAUGUUGGUCAUUGGUUAAGUAAAGAUUUUAUGAUUUCACUGCUUUUGAUUUUUUUUUCGUGUUUAAAUAAUCAAAUUUUGAUUCUUAAAUGAUUUUCCAUUAGAACAAAAAAUGCAUAGUCUAUGAAACAGCACCCGCUUUUUUACCUACUUUGAAAUCUGACGAAGAAUUUACAAUUGAACGUAAAUUGUCCAGAAGAAAACUUUGAUUUACUUAAAAUUUAGAUUGCAAAUUAAACAUUUUUGGGGGAAUUUAAAUCAAAAAUUGAUUAUUCAUUCGAUACAAAGUUUUCAAAUGAAAAAUGAAUUUCACAAAAUAAAAAUCAUUUGUUCCAGUAGUAAUAGAGUGGAUCACACACACUUUGAAUGGUUAAAAAAAACGUUGAAUUGGAUUGAAAAUGGCAUAGGGAAGAUUACAAGUAGCAAAAAAUAGCAACCAUUCUCAAAAUAUGCACCCGUGUACUUGCACGUACACACACACGCUGUUUGGACAGUAAUGCUUGAUCGCAAGGCUUCCCAACCUGCACAUUCAACCAUAUCAAAUGCAUUGAGCUUGAACUUUUGCCGUUGUAAUCAAGAUUUUAUUUUAAAGAUCAAGUCAAAACAAAACCGCACAUUUAUAAUGUUGAAGAAAAGCAUAUUUGUAGCGCUUGAAAAAAUAUCUAAAGUAAAGAAAGACUCUUUACAUAAAAAGUGUCAUCUUUUGUAGUGCAAAUCUGUUUGUACAAGGCAUUUUGGAAUGAAAAAAAAACACUUGUUUGUGGCAAAAUCAAUAAAGAUUCCAUUGGAAGCACACACACACAAAAAAAACAGAUCUUUUCCACUGCACAUAACUGCUGAUUGGGGGUGUUUGCUACACGUACAAUGUCUGAAAUGCAAUAAUUGAGAACGUUUUAGCACAUCCAGUUAUCGCCGAAAAUUCAAGAUCAAAAUGAGAGCAUUGAAUGUAGUGAAGAGCAUUCUCGAUGCCUAAUCAAGAUCAUUUGUUGUGCUGAACUAUUCUGUAAAUCAUUGAAGAAAAAAAAACACAAAUCGCAUCCAAUCUGUUGUUGACAUAUUAUGCAAAGUUCGCAACAUGAAAUCCCGAUUGUAGCACGCCCGUGGAGUGUGACGGAUAUGAAUCGGCAUAUGCACACAGUGAGUGAGAGAGAGAGAGUGAGAGAGAGAGAGAGAGAAUGUGUGUGUGCGAUGCGAUGAAUGUGCGCGUGUAGAGCUCAUAUUUGGUGUGCGAUGCAAGUUGUGUCCAAAAUUCGUCAAAGAAACACAUUCGAUGGAUGAGGCGUAGAAGACGAUGAAAAUGAAAUGAGCGAAAGAAAAAGAAAGAAGAAGAAGAGACUCGGCAUCGAGUAACGCAACGCAUUACAAUGCUAUAAAAGCGACACAUAUAUUAAAACCGAAAACAAAAGCCGAAGCAACGCAGUAAAUAAGUAGGUCAUACAUACAUAUUACUUCCUCGCUUUUUUUAUGUACACGCAUUUUGAAUUUCAUUUUCGUUUUCAUUUUCAUGCUGAUGUUGUUGUUGUUGUUGUUGCUGCUGCUGCUGCUGCUGUUGUGUGUACGCUUUUUUCUUUCUCUUUCUCUUCAGUUUAAUUCGUUUCAUUCCCGUGCGCUUGGACGUAUGUACAUACGAGCAGUGUGUGUGUGUGUGUUUUUGUUUUGGUUUUAUGUCUAUUCCAAAAAUGAAGUACGCGCUCAUGCGUUCGUUCAGCAGUUAUAUUAUAUUGAUCAUGAUAUUUGUUGUUGGUUUCAUUUUUUCCUUCUUCUUCUUCUUCUUCUUCUUCAAAACUUUUUGUUUCGGUUGCCUGGCUUUUUAGCUUGAAUCAACUUAAUUUUCCGUCUUCUCUCUAUCGCUUGUACACACACAAUGAUGACAACAAAUUCGUUGCAUACUUUAUCUCUCUUUUAUGACUUAGUAUAAAUUCUCGAUUGUGUAUUUCAUAUACAACGAUCAUGCACAUACAUGUAUCUAAAAAAAAGUAGUUACAAUUUUACUCGAUUCGCUCACGUUUCGAACACACAUUUCACGAGGCGAUAAGUGUAGCAUAGCCAAACAGUGUGCCAGUGUGCCAGCAGAGCGUGCGUUGCACAUUAUGAACACAGUUGUUAUUUUUUUCCUCCUCCUCCUCCUUCUUCUUCUUCUUUUUUCUGUCUAUUCGAUCUUUGAGUCGCCGUGCACUUUUUUCGACUCUGGCAUUUUCAUCUUGACAAACACACGUCACCCAAUAUGAGACACACGGAUAGAGAGAGAGAGAGAGAGUCUCGGUGAAUUCAUUCAAUUAACGCACAUUUCAUUUUCGCCAUUCACAAACGAAACAAUGAUGAUGUUGAUGAUGAUUCGUACAAAAACACCCAUGCUGCUUUGGAAUUUUCGGGCCGCAUUCAUUCGAUGAAAUGCGAUCUAUGAACGAAAAUCGAAAAAAUUUCAUUCGAAAUGUUACUGCGCUGCGCACGGAUCAAACACUCGCUUGAACUUUAUGCGAUGCCAUUUCGAAAUCAUAGUUUUAUUACGUGUACAGAUAACGCCGCUCGAAUUUAGGCGCUUCGACACAUUAUUGUGUGCGUUUGUAUUGUUGAAGAGAGUUACUUAGUAAAUAAUAGUUUCGAUGCGCAUACGCUGUGCGUAGAAACUUCAAUAACUCGAAAAAAAUAUAUUUGUUUGAAUUAUGGCCUCAAAAUGAGUCGUUGAAUAACACGGAGAAAAAAAAUAAGAAGACGAAAAACUCAUGCCAAAAUCAUUCUCUUGCGCCAUUCGCAACGUGAUGAUUCUUAUCUAUCUGAUACACAAUCAGAUUGUGUUUAUGAAGAAGUGCAUAAAUUCAUAUCAUUGUGUGUAGAAAAAAUUUGUCACUUUUUGAAACGUUCGAACUUUUAUGAUCAUUCUUGAACACUUUUCAAUCAAUUUUUGAUUAUGUUCGAAGAGUGUUCUGUUUAUUUUCGGAUUUUUCCGAUCAAUUUUGAAGAUUUUUCGAUCUUUCUUUGAUCGAUUACCUGAAUAUUCGUUAUUUUUCAAACAUUUUCGAUAAUUUUCAAACGACUGAUUGAAAUUUUGAUCAUCAGCAAACAUUUCAUGUUGGGAGAAUUGCGUUAAUUUUGUAUAAAAAAACACCGCGUUUCUGUAAGGAAUCCAGAAAAUUUAAACAAUUUUCCGAAAAUGCUUUUGGUUUCUGUUUUUGAAAAAAUUCAAAUUCGUUUUUAUUGUCUGUCAAAAUGUCUUCUUUCAAAUCCAAUUUGAGUGUCAAUAAAACAAAAUCCAACUGAAGUUUCAACAAAACUUGCCAUUUCAACCAACUCAAAAAUUUUGAGUCAAAAUUGGUUUUCAUCCGAAAUUCACUCGCCUUUGAAGCAUGUAAUUGACAUGAUGUAAAUCUCUGCUGAACAAAGCAAAUGACGAAUUCCAAAGAAGCGAGUAAAUUUCUCCAGGAAAAAAAAAACUACAAUCAAAGUCGAGUUCAUAUCCACUCCAUUAACAACUGCCCAGUAAAAAGUGUGUGCUUUUACUAAUUCUAUUGGUUUGGAGUGGAGAGAGUGAGUGCUAUUGAGAUGCUAAAUAUGAUGGACGCGCAAGAAAGAAAAAAAAAACGAGAAAAGAAAACCGAUCAUUGUGAUUGCUUUACUGUAAAUUAAUAGCCGAAUAAGCACCAGUUACCUGUAUUGUAAAAAGAAAGAAAAAUUCUGAAAAAUGGAUUCUUUGUGCAAUAACUGAUUUAUAUAGCAAAAAAGGAGGAAAAAGAGCCGAACCGACAAAACCGGCUGGCUAUACAGGGGGCCGGGAUAGAAUGUUACUAAAUGAUUUCUUUUCCAAAAGACAUAAAUCGUUGGUUACCACGAAAACGGGUAUUUUUUCACUUUUUUUCUCUCUCUCUCUUAAAAUAUGUUUUUAAUCUAAUUCAUUUUGUAAUAAAAUAUAUACGAGAAGAAUAAAUAUAACGAUUAGCGCGCAGCUCAUUGUGGCUGGUGCUUUGCAUUAAGAAAGUUACCUAAUGGUUUCUGCAUUAACGAGUGAAAAAAAAAGAAUAGAAAAUACAAGAAACAAAAACGAAGUCGAUGUUUCACUUUCAUUUCGAAUUGCCAAGACCGGCACAACAGUUUGUACAAUUUCGAUAUAUUUUGGACUGAUUAUAUCAUUGAUAACAUACAAAAAAAACACAUAGAUAGAACUCGAAAAACCAACCAAAAAACCAGAAACCAAUUGGUUCAGAUACAAAAACGAACGAACAACAACGGCGACAAAAUAUUUGGAGUUGCAUUUAUUGAACUUUCUGCGGUUGAAAGUGAGAUUAAAUAAAAGCGAAAUUUCGAAAAGGGGAAAAUUCAGAAUAACAUAAUUAUAGAAUUUAGAUGAAAUUUUUGUUUUAUUUUUAUGCACAAAUACACGCACCGCGAAUAACCACCACUUCUUACCAUCACAUUUGCAAAUCAUUACUAUAGAAUUUUUUUUCAUUAGUGUCUUUACCAUUUAUCAAAGAAAAAAAACAACAACAACAUCGAAUGUCCACCACAAUCAAUUCGUUUUACUUCUUUAGUUUUGUUUUGUAUAAGUAUUCAUUCAUUAGUUUUUCUUUUAGGUCUAAAAAAAUGUUAAGAAUGUAAAAUCAAAUGUGUUUUUUUGUUGUUGCUUUUCUCUUUGUUACAAUUGAAAACAAAAGAACUACACACAUUUUGAAUAGAAGAAACAAAACAAAAAUUGUUAGCUAUUAAGUUUAAGAUUUGAUGUAUAUCUGCGCAUUUCGGUUUGUAGCUUUCAUUCGUUUUUAAUUCGCUAAGGACAGUGUUUAAUUUCCAUUUUUUUUAUGGUUUUAUUUGCUUUAUAUAUACAAGAAAAAAAAAAUGGACAGUUUUUGCAAAGCAAUUGCCCAAAAAUAAAUGAGUUUUUUCUCUGUUCUGUUUUUAUUUUUAUUCUCUAUUUUUUCGUCAAUUAAAUAUUUUUUUUUCUUGCUUACUUGUAGACUUAACGAAGAAAGAAAAAACCUUUGUAAUCGUAACAAUUAAGUUUAUUUAAAGAAAUAAAGAAAAUGAAUAGUAUUCAUUGAAUACAAAAAAAAACACGUUGAAUAAAAAAACAAAAAAGAAAUCAAACGAAACGUUUUUUUCAAAGCGCCGGGCAAGUUACCAAGGUUAUAGAAUAGGAUCUCUGGAUAUGCUUGUGUGGGUGUGUGUGCAACUCGAUUGGAUGGAAGUGAAAAGUGCAAAUUGAUCAUGAUUUCAUUUUGGUCGCAUUGAAUGCUGACUGACGCAUGUUGGUCAAUAUGCAAAUUACUUGGGUAAAUCCCUACUUACCAAAACGCAUCCGCAAAAUUCAUUUCACUUUUGUUGUUUUUUUUUUCUCGCACUCUUCACAUGUCUAACGGUUGCAUCCAUUCACACAGCUAAGCUGAGAGCGAAACACAAGCAAAUAUAUACAUAUGUAAAAUAAUGAUAAUAAUUAAAAUAAUAAAAGAAAACAAUCUAUUGUACAUGUUUUGGUUAAUUUGUUUAUUUUGUCUCAUUUUCAGUUUUAUUUGAUAAGAUUUUAUUUCAUACGCAUAUUUAAUUGAAUGAAAAAAAUGAUGAAGAACAACAAAACAAAAACAUGUCUCUUUAAUUGGUUU
Messenger RNA from Sitodiplosis mosellana (orange wheat blossom midge), 9369 nucleotides. It is a transcript of the gene slbo, whose product is annotated as CCAAT/enhancer-binding protein. The record is from RefSeq and is a predicted model, not a curated record. Lineage: Eukaryota; Metazoa; Arthropoda; Insecta; Diptera; Cecidomyiidae. Gene Ontology annotation, biological process: regulation of transcription by RNA polymerase II; DNA-templated transcription. Gene Ontology annotation, molecular function: DNA-binding transcription factor activity, RNA polymerase II-specific; RNA polymerase II cis-regulatory region sequence-specific DNA binding. Bases 1491 to 2798 code for a protein of 435 amino acids. The transcript is spliced from 2 exons.